GCGGCCGCUCUGCUCCCUGACCGCCCGGCCCCAUCGCGUAGGCCCGAGCCACCAAGGUCGCCGGCUGCUUUUCCUGCCCUGGGUCCAGCUGCUGUCAGCCCCCGCCUUUGUCUCCAGCGACUCCCCAGAGGCAGCAGCCUCAGCUAGAACCUCCCCCGCCUGGCCUUCCUCCUCACCCUCACCGUCCGGACCCCAGCCCAGCCUGCUGGCUGUGUCCCCUCCAUCCUCUGGGCCCCGUGGUGCCUCCCUGGGGCUUUCAGUCUAGGGGAAGGACACACACACACUUUCUCCAGAAGUUGGAAACAACAGCUUGUUAUUUAGUCCAGGUGUUGUGUUGUCCUGGGGGUGGUUUGGGGUGGUGCCUCCCUGGGUCACCCCUUCCCAUUCUUGUCCUUGGGGCUCUUAAAGCUGAUGUCCCCGCCAAGCCGAGAAGGCGCGCCGCUCCUCUGACAACUUAUCCAUUCCCCAGAGAUGUUCUUUUUCUUUAUUUGCGUCCUGUUUUCAGGAAUCUAACACACCUACCGCCAGCCUGGCCGGCAUCUUCCAGACACUUGGGGCACCUUUGGAGGUGGUCACAGUCCCCAUCACCUCUCCCCGUGUAUAGCUGGCCCUGGGGCCCCAUGUUCAGGUGCCUCUUUCUGAAGGAGACCCCAACCAUUCUCCAGCUUGCAGUCCUGGUGGCCUCGGGAGUGGGGGUGGGGGGACCUCUGUGUGUGUCCUCCCCAGGUCGGCAGUGCAGACAUGGGACCUGCAGCACAAGCCCCUCCCUGCAGCGCUGUCAUGAUCACGGGGUGCGGUAUGCCUGGCGGCAGGCUCUGCAGCCACCCAGACCAGUACUGUCAGAUCCAGGCGUUUCGGCCCUCUCCAUGCCAGAUGUUUCCCUGGACUGGCCUGUGAAUGUGACAGUGCAAGUGACCUGGUUCUCGAAGCUCCAAAAUCACACUGAUGUUGUCCAUGGCCGACGGUGAACCCUGGUGUCAGAGGGGACCACAUACCCUGGCCACUGUCACUCUGCUGUGCUCAGCUCCUGGGCGGUGUGAGGUGACAGCCAGCACAUUGGAACUGGCGUACCUGGGAAGUUACCUAUCAUUGUGGCCAGCCUGUCGAAGAAAUGGAUUUGGAUCAAUUGGACCUGAAUCCCAGGAUUAUUGCUGCAGUUAAGAAAGCCAAACUGAAAUCAAUAAAGGAGGUUUUGCAUUUUUCUGGCCCGGACCUGCAGAGACUGACCAGCCUGUCCAGCCUGGACGUGCAGCACUUGCUGAGAGCGGCCUCCUCACGCCUGCGGGGAGGCGGUGUCCUCACAGCGCUGCAGCUGUGCGAGCGGGCGGGGGGGCUCCCCGCGCGGCCCCAGCGCCUGAGCCUCGGCUGCCCCGUGCUGGACCGGCUCCUCCGCGGCGGCCUGCCCCUGGACGGCGUCACCGAGCUGGCCGGCCUCAGCUCCGCCGGGAAGACCCAGCUGGCCCUGCAGCUCUGCCUGGCGGUGCAGUUCCCGCCGCGCCACGGGGGCCUGGACGCAGGGGCCAUGUACAUCUGCACGGAAGACGUCUUCCCAAACCUGCGCCUGCAGCAGCUCAUCGCGCAGCAGCAGCGCCUACGGACAGACGUUCCGGGAGAGGUAGUCAGCAGGAUAAAAUUCAGCAACCAGAUCUUCAUCGAGCACGUGGCCGACGUGGACUCCCUGCUGGAGUGUGUGAGGGAGAAGGUGCCCGUGCUGCUGUCCCGGGGGAUGGCCCGUCUGGUGGUCAUCGACUCCGUGGCGGCCCCAUUCCGCUGUGAGUUUGACGGCCCGGCCUUGGUCCCCAGGGCCAGGCAUCUGCAGGCCCUGGGAGCCGCCCUGCGCCGGCUGAGCUGUGCCUUCCAGAGCCCAGUGCUGUGCAUCAACCAGGUGACAGAGGCCACAGAGGAGCAGGGCACAGCGCCCCGGCCACACGGGCUCCGGGACGAGCGUGUUUCUCCAGCCCUUGGAAUGACCUGGUCCAACCAGCUCCUCAUGAGGUUGAUGGUCCACCGGCGCCGCCCCGGGGACGAGGCCGUCACCCCAGCCGGCCCCCCUGACCGCACCCUGAGCGUGGUCUUCGCCCCUCACCUGCCGCCCUCCUCCUGUUCCUACACAGUCAACGCUGAGGGAGUGCGAGGGACCCCGGGGACCGAGUCCUGUUGACACAGACCCCAGAUGCCGGACAAGCCUGCCCUGUCUGCGGGCACAGGAUUGGCAUCCUGACUCCGCACACCCAUCACCGGGUCAGGGCCUGCUUGAGGGUGUCGGCUGCACCUCAACGGCAGGAAGGCGGUGAGCACAGAGGAGCCACCCGACGUGGCCUCCACGCAGCCUCCACGCAGGCAGGGCCACGUCCACGCUCGUGCUGCACCACGCUGCCCGGCACAGCGGGCCCCGGGCCGCUUCACCACAGCCUGCUCUGUGCCAGGCUCUGCCCUAAGUAACUCCGUGUUGGUGUGGUCUUCACAGCCCCUGGGGACCGGUACACUUAUAAUCCUUGCUCUCAGGGAAACUGAGGCACAGAACAGCUAAGCAACUUGACCAACCUCCCACAACUCUACAAGCCAGACACUGAGCCCCGGGGCUGGUGCCAGGAAGGCAGGCCCAUGCCGGACCCAUACGAGGGGUGGAGGCACAGGUCCCUGUAACUGGGCACUCUUUCUGUUUGGAUAUUUUCUAGAGCAGAAACAUGGAUUUGAAAUGUCCACCCAGUUUUUAAAGUAGUCUGUGGCCCUCAAAAGGGUAAGAAUGGCCGCUGUAAAUAGAAAACAGGUUGUAAUUUUAUACAAGAGCCUUUCUGCAAGUGCACGGACUUUGCACCAAGAAAUAAACCAUUUAUUUUUUAAUAAAAUACAAACAA
Canis lupus familiaris (dog) is the source of this 2858-nucleotide messenger RNA. It is a transcript of the gene XRCC3, whose product is annotated as X-ray repair cross complementing 3. Gene Ontology annotation, molecular function: ATP-dependent DNA damage sensor activity; four-way junction DNA binding; ATP binding. Gene Ontology annotation, biological process: double-strand break repair via synthesis-dependent strand annealing; t-circle formation; resolution of mitotic recombination intermediates. The record is from RefSeq and is a predicted model, not a curated record. Bases 1112 to 2161 code for a protein of 349 amino acids. The transcript has 8 exons. Lineage: Eukaryota; Metazoa; Chordata; Mammalia; Carnivora; Canidae. Gene Ontology annotation, cellular component: replication fork; Rad51C-XRCC3 complex.